Molecule: messenger RNA, 574 nt
Organism: Pieris napi
Lineage: Eukaryota; Metazoa; Arthropoda; Insecta; Lepidoptera; Pieridae
Product: histone H2B
Exons: 1
Coding region: 95-469 (124 amino acids)
Cellular component (GO): nucleosome
Molecular function (GO): protein heterodimerization activity; structural constituent of chromatin; DNA binding
Source: RefSeq, a predicted model, not a curated record
UACUGAAGUGAAGGAAAUUUUUCCCAAAAUUGUUCAUUAUCAUUGUGUUAGUGGCUGUGUGUGUUGUUGCUGAUUGCUCUAUCUCACAUUCACUAUGCCACCAAAGACCAGCGGUAAGGCGGCCAAGAAGUCCGGCAAGGCACAGAAGAACAUAUCCAAAUCGGACAAAAAGAAAAAGAAGCACAAGAGGAAGGAGAGCUACGCCAUUUACAUCUACAAGGUGCUCAAGCAGGUGCAUCCCGACACCGGUAUCUCUUCGAAGGCGAUGUCAAUCAUGAACUCGUUCGUGAACGACAUCUUCGAGAGGAUCGCGGCUGAGGCGUCCCGUCUCGCGCACUACAACAAGCGUUCGACGAUCACUUCACGCGAGGUGCAGACCUCCGUGAGGCUCCUGCUGCCCGGCGAGCUCGCCAAGCACGCCGUCAGUGAGGGCACCAAGGCCGUCACCAAGUACACCAGCUCCAAGUGAGCGUCGCGGCGGCGGGGUGGGACAACGGCGGCUGCUGAUUGACAAUCAUCAUCAAUAUACACCGAGUACCGCCGACCAACCAAACGGCCCUUUUCAGGGCCACAA